AUGAUGUGCCCCACAAACCAUUCACAAGCCACCAUUUCACCAUCGCCUGCAGUAAGCGGGAGCCUCUUGAUUUAUACCGGUGGAGGCGUUCUCUUGAAGGUGUUACAACCACAUACCCAAGGCGGGCAACCCAUAGACAGCGAGGGCAUCUACGCGCCUGGGGAUAGAAGCAUCGCAGAGAUGUUUUAUCUCUGUCAGGUUCCCCUAGAGCCCAUCCACGUUGCUAUGACGGUCUCUACCACCGUCGAGUCCGAGCAGGAUUCCCCUCUUCAUACGUACCCGACCAUAUUACAGCAAAGACUGGUUGAGGCGGAGCGGCUGCUCAGAAGGAUCGAGGAGGUUGAACAAGAGUGGGAUAGCCUUCCAGCUCGCUUUGUUGUCAAGAUGUAG
Trametes versicolor FP-101664 SS1 is the source of this 390-nucleotide messenger RNA. RefSeq lists its product as uncharacterized. The record is from RefSeq and is a predicted model, not a curated record. The coding region runs from base 1 to 390 and encodes 129 amino acids. The transcript is spliced from 3 exons. NCBI's taxonomy places the organism in Eukaryota, Fungi, Basidiomycota, Agaricomycetes, Polyporales, Polyporaceae.